Sphenostylis stenocarpa is the source of this 1206-nucleotide messenger RNA. The record is from the annotation of a GenBank genome assembly. NCBI's taxonomy places the organism in Eukaryota, Viridiplantae, Streptophyta, Magnoliopsida, Fabales, Fabaceae.
AUGGAUGGUAAAAAUAAGAGUAGAGGAAGGAGAAAGGGUGCUCCUUUUCACUCGAACACUACUACACCUCGUUGCCCUAUUUCAAAGCGUGUUGGGGAAGGAAAACUUAUCUGCAGUGGUUGCAAAUACGAGUUUGUAUUACCUACAAUUUCAAAUGCAUACCGUUGCUACAAAUGUGAAAAAGUAAGCAAUUCACCUUCUUUAGCUUCUGAGCAAUCAACCAAACAACGUGGAUCUUUCAAACGAGAUCAUCAACCGAAUGAUUAUAACAAUAACACAAAUGGAGCUUCACCCAGAAGAUUAUCUCCAUCCUCUACUUCUUCCUUCUCCUUCUCCACCCCAGGUCACAAGCGCGCAGUUUUAUGCGGUGUUACAUACAGGAAAAGGACAUUCAAGCUCGAAGGAACCAUUAACGAUGUUGAUACCAUGAUAACUCUACUGCGUGAUAAAUUUAAAUUCCCAAAUGAGUGCAUACGUGUCCUCACAGGUAUCUCCUUCAGUCCUUGUCUAAUUGAAGAAGAGCAGGACCCCAAUUUAAUUCCAACAAAGAAGAACAUACUGGAUUCCUUAAACUGGCUCGUGAGUGACUGCCAGUCAGAGGGCUCAUUAGUGUUCUACUUCUCUGGACAUGGUUUUCAACAACCAGAACAACAGAAAGGAGAUGAAAUUGACGGGCUUGAUGAAACUCUUUGUCCUGUUGAUUUUCUGAGAGAGGGAAUGAUCACUGACAACGAAAUAAAUUCUAUCAUUGUUCAACCACUCAAGAAAGGUGUCACACUUCAUGCUAUUAUUGAUGCUUGUCAUAGUGGAACAACACUUGAUCUUGUGUAUCUGUGGAAAAAAGAAAAAAGCAACUGGAAAUGUGAAGAACACAGACCACCCCAUUGUAAGGAAAAACAAACAAGUGGUGGAGUUGCUAUUUGCCUCAGUGCUUGUGAAGAUAGUCAGAUGGCUGUUGAUACCGCAGGUUUUGAUGGAAAAUAUAACGGUAUUAUGACCUAUCUUUUCUCAAAAAUAAUCAGAGGGCAUCCUCAAAUAACAUAUGCCAUUUUACUAGAAAAGAUACAUGAGGAAAUUGAACAGAUUCGCCAAAGCAAAUUACAUAACUGCUUCUUGAGACGUAUUUUCCAUCGUAAAAUCGACCAGGUCCCUAUUUUAUCAUCAUCAGAGAAAUUUGAUAUUACUACAAGAAAAUUUAAAUUGUGA